Messenger RNA from Culicoides brevitarsis, 1310 nucleotides. RefSeq names its product neuroguidin-like. The coding region runs from base 87 to 1079 and encodes 330 amino acids. Lineage: Eukaryota; Metazoa; Arthropoda; Insecta; Diptera; Ceratopogonidae. Gene Ontology annotation, biological process: maturation of SSU-rRNA from tricistronic rRNA transcript (SSU-rRNA, 5.8S rRNA, LSU-rRNA). Gene Ontology annotation, cellular component: nucleolus; small-subunit processome. The record is from RefSeq and is a predicted model, not a curated record. The transcript has 2 exons.
AAUCGACUCGAAACACAAACAAAAGACAUUUUUUGUCACAUUUUCAUCCAAAUUUCACCGAUUUUCCUGCCCAAAACCACAGAAAAAUGGUUCAGGCCGCUGCACUCGAAAGCGAAGGCAUGGAAGAUGGAACAACGCAUGAAGAAGAGAACAAUUUGCCAGCUGCACUAAAGCUCCUGUCUGAAAUGAGUACAAAUGCUGAGCAGGUCUCGUCACUCGUGGACCAGAUGCUCGAACGGGUGCGUUCGGGCGAGUUCAGCACAGAAUACGGUUUAAGUUUCCUCGAAGUAAAGUACCAGAUGCUACUCGACUACCUGAUCAACUUGUCCUUUGUGGUGUUGCGCAAAACGACGGGCCAGACAAUCGAAAAUAAUCCCGUGAUUGAUCGUCUUAUCGAAAUUCGCACAGUGCUGGAGAAAAUUCGCCCAAUUGACUACAAACUGCGCUAUCAAAUCGAUAAACUCGUCAAGACAGCAACGACAGGCGUGGAAGACGUCAACGAUCCGAGCAAUUUUAAAGCUCGUCCCGAUUUAUUGACGAGUCACGUGACCAAAUCCGAUUCCGACGAAGACUCAGAAGACGACGACGAUGCGGAUUCUGACGACGCCGCCACGAAAAAGCUCAAAGAUCAAGUUUACAGACCGCCCAAACUCACCGCGAUGCAUUACGACGACGAUCCGGCGCAGGAAAAGAGUCGCAAGCAAUUCGAACGUUUGAAGAAACGCGCGUUACAAUCAUCGAUCAUCCAAGAAAUGAAGGAAGAAUAUUUAGAUACUCCCGUGGAAAUCUCCGAAGGAUCGAAGGCCGUUCAGCUUUACAAUAAGGCACAAAAGGAACGUGAACGCUUCGAAGAGGACAACUUUGUGCGCUUGCCCAUCACGAAAGCCGACAAACACAGACAACGACAAAUGACGACGUUAGGCAAUCUCGGCAACGAAAUCACGAGCUUCCGAGACAUCAGUAUGCUCACGGGCGGCGGAAGUAGUAGGAAAGACGCCGAAAUGUCAGGCAAAAAGGGCAAGAAACGCAAAGGAGGUGCCGGAAAGAAGAUUAAGGGAAAAAAACGAAAGUUCCAUUAAACUCAUUUUUCGCGUGAAAACAUUUCUUUUAAAUAUUUCUUUGAUUAUAAUCUUUAAUUAUUAAGUUUUUAUCGAUAUUUUUGUUCAAUUUCUACUUUAUUGUUAUAUUACUUUAAUUUUCUUUAUUAAUUACAAAGUUAUCUCAGUCGAGAUAUUCAAUCAGUUUAUUUCCCAGAUUUAUUUUAGUUGAUAAAAAUUUAUGUUAUUAACAAUUUUGGUUCAAUAAAAAAA